GAUUCUAUCGAAUAUAUCAACAAUGAAAUAGGUUAUGCUUCCCACAAGUGUAAUCUGCAAGUUGCGGUAUAAUCAGAUAUAAUUUUGAAAAUACAUUCAUUGCUCGUGAAGUUGCACAAAAUAAUUUUUAUUUUUUCGACAAAAUGUUAUUUACGAUCGAAAAAUAUGCGAUUCGUGUUGGAUCAAGAUACUUACGACGAUAUUUCUCCAAAAAUGUGGACAUCGCUGUGAACAACACUCAAGAAUUUGUACUACAGCCUGAGGACAGUUUUACAUCAAUACGUCGAGAAGGUCAAAAAUCCUUGAAGAUUGCUCUUCUGGGCGCACCGAAUGUUGGAAAAAGCACGCUCGUUAAUCAACUUAUUAAGAGAUCGGUAUGCCCUACAUCUUCCAAAGUGCAUACUACGCAAGCCAAAACUAAUGCAAUUUAUUGUGAAGAUGAUACUCAGUUAAUAUUUAUGGACACACCUGGUACGGUUUCUGAGAAUGAAUUAAAACGAUACAAGUUAGCUAACAGCUUCAAAACAGACCCAAAAGUCUCUUCGCAUACAGCAGAUAUUAUAGGAAUUGUGCAAGACACACAAAAUUUAUAUACCAGAGACAAGAUUAAUCAGAAUAUAUUGAAAUUAUUGACUGAAGAUAUAAGAAAUAAGAUCCCUAUGAUCCUGAUCCUUAAUAAAGUAGACAAAUUGAAGAAGAAAGAGAUAUUGCUGCAUCUUGUGAAUGUUUUUUCCAAAGGCAAAUAUUCUCUGAAUUUUCAUGACAUAUUUAUGAUAUCUGCUUUGACUGGGGAUGGUGUGGAUGAUUUGAGGACUUAUUUUCUGGACUCUGCUAAGCCAGGAGAUUGGCAAUAUCAGAACAAUGUGUACAGCAAUCUCACAUGUGAGGAUAUAAUACAACAGACGGUACGUGCAAAGUUGCUAGACAAUUUACCGAACGAAGUUCCUUAUUGCUUGCAAGUGAGAUUAGAACACUUUGAUGUGGGACCCAACGAUAAUAUCAAUGCGAUAAUAUCCGUUACAUGUCCUACCAAGCGUAUUGUUAAUCUUUUACUGAAUGGAAAAGGUAAAAGACUUAAAAAUAUCGCGGUUGUGGCGGAGAAGGAAUUGCGGUAUGCUUUUCGAACGUCAGUGAAAUUGAAAAUUUCUGUACAAUUGUGAAAUAAUUCGCUUUUUACAAAAUAAAUUUGUUUAUAUUAUUGUUACAUAUUUUACUAUUUUGAAGUAAUUUUAUUAAAGUAAUUUUAUUAUAGUUAUUAGUUUACUAUCCAAAAAG
This is a messenger RNA of Linepithema humile (Argentine ant), 1275 nucleotides long. Its product is annotated as GTPase Era, mitochondrial. Gene Ontology annotation, molecular function: rRNA binding; ribosomal small subunit binding; GTP binding. Lineage: Eukaryota; Metazoa; Arthropoda; Insecta; Hymenoptera; Formicidae. Gene Ontology annotation, cellular component: mitochondrial matrix. The record is from RefSeq and is a predicted model, not a curated record. Gene Ontology annotation, biological process: ribosomal small subunit assembly.